This is a messenger RNA of Geodia barretti, 789 nucleotides long. The record is from the annotation of a GenBank genome assembly. NCBI's taxonomy places the organism in Eukaryota, Metazoa, Porifera, Demospongiae, Tetractinellida, Geodiidae.
AUGCAUCUGAGUGUGGACGCGACUGGUAAAUGCCUACUCGUGGCGAAUUACGGUGGUGGAAGCGUUGCGGCUUUCCCCAUAGCAUCAGAUGGCAGGCUCGGUGAAGCCUCCGAUUUUGUGCAACAUCAGGGAUCCAGCAUCAAUCCGCAACGGCAGAUGGAACCUCACGCGCAUUCGAUUAUGAUCGACCCGGGCAAUCGUUAUGCCUUCGCACCUGAUUUGGGACUUGAUAAAGUUCUCAUCUAUCAAUUGGAUGCGGAAAACGGAACGCUCACGCCUAACACGCAACCGUGGGUACGCGUGCAACCGAGCGCGGGACCGCGGCAUUUCGAUUUCCAUCCGAAUGGACAGUACGCAUACGUGAUUAACGAGAUAGAUUCUACUUUCACAGCUUUUCGGUACGAUGCGAGCGCGGGAACGCUGGCUGAAUUCCAGACAGUCUCGACGCUUCCCGAGGAUUUCGAUGGCACCAGUCAUUGUGCCGAUAUCCACGUUCAUCCUUCUGGGAAAUUCUUGUACGGGUCGAACCGGGGACAUGAUAGCAUCGCGAUUUGCACGAUUGAUUCAGAGACGGGCAUGCUGAGUCCCAUCGGUUAUGAGUCAACGCAAGGACAAGCACCGCGGAACUUCGGGUUGAAUCCAGAAGGGACGUUCCUCUUUGCCGCUAACCAGCAAACGGAUACGGUUGUCACGUUCGCGAUUGAUGCUGAAACCGGUGAAUUAAAUGCGACAGGAGACGUAGCAGAGGUGCCGACACCGGUCUGUUUGAAGAUGCUACCGUGUGCUUAG